CAAGAUGUCAGUUCAGUCGUCUCCAAGAUGGCCACGUUGGAUCAAUGAAACUCGAGUAAAUUUCGUAGUAAAAUAUCCGAAAAAUCAAGUACUGUACAGGUGUGUCUCGAUGUGUCGGUUGGUUUAUUGUUUGUAAAUGGAAGAUGGGAAAGGAUCAGGAGCUGCUGGAGGCAGCGAGAAGUGGAAAUGUCACUGUUGUGGAGAAAAUACUUGGACAACGAGCGAAAAGGAGUGGUCCAUUGGCAAGUUUACGACGUGGACCAGGAGCUAACGUGCAGGAUGCUAGCGGUUACUCAGCACUACAUCAUGCUGCAUUGAACGGUCACAAGGACGUUGUGAAGACACUUCUUCAAUACGAGGCUUCGACGAAUGUCGUCGAUGCAAAGGGCUCAUCACCACUUCACUUGGCCGCAUGGGCAGGGGACGCAGAUAUCGUUCGAUUAAUUCUGAGUCAAGGGCCAUCUGUACCAAACGUUAAUCUCGCAACAAAAGACAAUGAAACGGCUCUCCAUUGUGCCGCACAGUAUGGCCACACGGAAGUCGUGUCACAGCUGCUGCAAUACGGAUGUGAUCCCAGUAUCCGUAACAGCCGAGGCGAGUCUGCACUCGAUCUCGCCGCUCAAUAUGGCAGGUUGGAGACUGUGCAACUGUUGGUGAGAACUCAUCCUGAGUUGAUUGAACCGCUGAGAUGUUCUUCCUCAUCCCUGAUCUUCCCCCACACCCCACUGCACUUGGCAUCGCGAAAUGGCCACAGAGCUGUGGUUGAGGUAUUAUUGGCUUCUGGGGUGGACGUCAACACGCGAACCUCAGCGGGUACAGCGAUGCAUGAAGCCGCCCUCUGCGGUAAAAUGGAAGUUGUGAGGGCACUUUUGGAUCGUGGAGUAGACCUUGGCAUUCGUGAUUCGCGGCAUAACACAGUUUUGGAUUUACUAGGACAAUUUCCACCUCAUGUUACGCACGAUAUCACUGCAGUGAUAAAACGUCAUCGAUCGUCUUCCGGAGUGGAGAGCGAUGCAGAUAGUGAGAAUCUCCCACCGAUACCAGUCCAGGGCAAUGACUCGCUGGGUAGCCCCUAUGAGAAUGUUCGUCCCGGCGAUGAUUUAUCCCCCGGGGAAGGAUCGUCGCCCACACAAUGGCAAUUUUACCACAAACCUCGGGACGAGGAUCGUCGAGUUUCCGGUACAUCUGUCAUGUCUUUGCAUUUCAGUGAUGAUCAACUGGAAGCCAAAGGAAUUGGGCUGAUGAAUGACGACUACUCUGAUCCAAGUUCGCUGUUUGAUAGUGUACUAUUGUCAAUGUCUGAUACAAUGACCUCACUUAAUACAUUCACAAGCUCCGAUCGCACACCCGAUGAAAGAGAGUUUAACACAUCUACUCACACAACACCAGUAUCACCUGGUGACACACUACGGGGUUCCGACAGCGGUCUGUAUCAAACACCACCGGCACCUCGUUGCGCAGAGGGUCAUGCCUCGGAGGAUUUGUCCUUGACAUUGACCCAGGGACUGAGUGCUAGGGAAUCAGACCAAUUGAGCAUCUCCUCCUCAUCGAGCAUCGGUGGACAAUGUCGAAGAGACAGACGAUGUUUGCCGAGUGAUUCAUGCACCCCGGGAAUAUAUUUGCCGAUGGCACCUUUGUCGAGCUCUCUUCAUAGUCCGGCUUCUAAUAGCAAAGUCUCUCCAACUCCACCAAAAAAGCCACCUCGAAGGAAUCUAUCAGUAUCACCAACACACCUCCAGACCCAGAUGUCAUUGUCCGCUGAUUGCUCAUUGGGUCCAAGUAACUACGAAUAUUUAUUCUUGGCAAGAAGUGGAGCCAGAAGUCACAUAGAUCUGGAGACCCUGCAAUCCCGUAGGGACCAUUUGCGUCACGUAACAAGAAGUGUCGAUCAAUACGUGGACAUGAAAGCUCGUCACAGUGAGGGUAGCAAACGUGCCGAGGUUGAGCCAGUAGCAGUGACAGCAGUCUACGGUGAUAGGCUCAUCAAACUACAAAAUCCACGACGAAAACUCCGCCGACAUGCUGAACGAGCUUAUGAGAAUUAUGACUUCGAGAGCAGUCCAGGUGUUGAUGUAUCUCCAUGCAGUGAGAGUGCAGUUUCUCAUGACCAGAUAUUCGUGUCAAAUGCAUUUUUGACACUAAAAUCAUCGCAGGAGAGUUUGUUGGAUGAUAAACGCGAUGGUGAUGCUCAAAUGCUCACUGAAGCCACUGACAAACGAUUGAAACGCGUUCAGAUGCUAAUUCCAACAAGUCCAACUCACUAUAUUCAACCCCCAACCCCGGAUCAUCCACCUCCGUCCGCAUUGCAGGCUGAGAAAUCAAUUCACGAAAGAAUUCGUCCAUUGAGUCAAGUAUAUAAGCGCCGGUCUCGUGAUAUGGAGACAGAAAUCGAGGAGGACCUCCUUCAGUUCCAACCUGGUGGUUCUCUCGAUGCAUCGAGCGGUUCACUCUCCAGUGUAUCAUUGUCAGACAAGAGUAUGUCCACUGAUAACGUCGAGGAGUACUUCGGCGAUGUGCCAUUCGCAGGUUUGUUAAAAGGCUCGGUCACGGCCGAGCGACCUCGCACACUACGUCGUCUACGAAACGUUUACGGUCAGAUCGCUUGCGGAAUGGGCACCGGUGCAGACAGCACUGCUGAACGUCUCGAUGAUGGUAAUGUCGAUGCAUCAAUAAAGCACAUUGAUCGUGAGCGUGAUGAAAAAUCCCUGAGCAUAAUGAGUCCAUUCGACGAGCAGGAGGAAUGGGCGAAAAUUUCGGAAAUUAUGGCCUCGUUUGGCACAGGACUCGUUCGAGAAUCAGUUUUCGUCAGUGAACUUGAACAGGAAUUUCAAUCACGACUCGGAUUUAGCUCAGACACGAGUUGUAGUCCGGUCGUAGCGACAGGUGUUGGCCAAUGGCUGUCGAGUCUCGGUUUUGCUGAUUACGAAUCGCUAUUCGUAAAUUACGGCUUCGACGACAUCGAAUUUAUCAACGGAAUUUUGGAUGAGCCGGACCUAAAGGAAUUGGGCAUAACCAGCGACAAGGAUCGGGCUGUGAUAAUGAAUGCGUCGAUUCAUCUCCCAAAUCGGAUAGAACAGCGAACUUCAACUCCACGGACCGUUGAAGAUUGGCUGAAAACAAUACACCUCGAAAACUACAUAGAGACCUUCCGGAAGCACCUUUACACUGACAUGGAGCGAGUUCGUCGUGUCUGGGAGGUAGAACUAACAACAGUCCUCGAGAUGCAGAAACCAGGUCACAGAAAACGCAUCUUAGCCUCUGUGACAGGUCCAAGUCCCCGAAGCCAGACGCGCAACGGUACCGGUCCGAAUCUCGAGGAUCUCAACAAGGAUCUGAAUACCUUGAAGAGUAAUAUUCAGCAGUUGAAGGAGGAAAUUAGGGAAAAAUUACCAGAAAGUCCGCAGGAUAAUGGGAAUGUGAGUCAGACAAUUGCUACGGGAACGAAUGCAACCACUUCGGGUACGUUGAGACACAGGAAAAAUAGACCAGCGCCUCAACCACCUCAACGUCCUUCUUCACAUAAUGGUAAUGUGGCUCCUGAACAGUUGGAGAUUCGCGCACCCUCGGAGCUGCUUUUUGGUGUACCAACGACGCUUAAGACGCAGUGGCGACAUCAACCCAAGGCUCUAGUCACUGGCAAUGUGCAGUAUGUUGCCAAUUACUUGGGUUCCACUGUUGUGAAAGAACUACGCGGCACAGAGUCCACCAAAAAAUCUAUUCAGAAACUGAAGAAAACUUGUCGAGAUCCACGAGUCAGCUUAGGGAUCACUCUAGCUAUUUCUUACAGGGGCGUUCGGUUCUUGGACUCUGUCACAAAUGAACCAAUCUGUGACCACGAAAUUCGGAACAUCCACUGCGCUUGUCAAGAUGCAGAUGAUCUUACUCACUUUGCCUACAUCACGAAGGACCAUGCGAGUCGUACCCACUUCUGUCACGUCUUUUGUGUGCCAACAAUGGACCAAGCGACCGAGGUAAUUCUAACUCUAGGCCAAGCCUUCGAGGUGGCCUAUCAAAUGGCCUUGAGGGACAAAUUGGGAAGCCAGACGAUGAGAUCUCAGUCAGCAAAUCAAUUGGCAUCUGUCACCACCAGCACAACGAUGGCUGUGAAAGCUCCACCAUCAGAGUCAAUCCAUGAAAAUCCUCCAAAUUCAAAUCCAAUCACCACAAAAGAUUCAAAAAAUUCAAAAUGUGGAAAUAACACCCAAAAUACAAUCACAAAUACUCUAAAAUCCAAAUCAAAGCAAAAACAGUUGGAAAAAUCAACAAAUUCAAAUAACAUCUCUCACGUUAAUCCUGGAAACGACGGAAAUUCACACGGGAUAAGCAUCAGUGUUGCCAGUAAUUGCACUACGGGAAAUUCCAAUGCCAGUACGAAACCAUUGGUGACCCAUGGUCGUUCGCACUCUGUGAACGACAUCAAAAUUAAUGGAAAUCAGUUGAAACUGGCACCGACUCCAGUUGAUGACAUUAGUGUGGGUGUUAAGGACAUGAAGGCAGGAUCUCGUGCACCAAUUGCGCUCUCCGAAGAGCUGUAAAUUUCGUUGAGAUGACAUUGAUCAUUGAUCAGCUGAAAUUUGUACCUAAAGAGAAGCAUUACCUACUCGAAGAGCAAUGAUUUUUAAUUUGCUGAGAGUAAUAUUUGGAUUUCAAUGGCCAAGCUGUGAUCAAUUAUUUAUAACCUUGAAAAUUGAAGUCUUCAUGGUCAUAUGCAACGAGUUAUUUCUAGUGUUUUAUUGAGAUGUUAUAAAUAUUUGAGGAGUAAUCUUUCCAUUUACAUGAAUUAGGAUGAAAAUACAUUAGGACCUAACGGGCUUUUAUGGCUCUUUUAUGGAUAUCUUUGCUUUACGUAAUUCCACAUUUCAAGAAUCGAUCAUCUGCGAGUUUUUUUCAGAUAAAUCAACCCGAGGUAAGUGGAAGAUACUUGAGAUUCAUAUCCGCUAAAUUGAUAAUGAUUAUUGUAUACCAAAAUGUGGAAUGCUAUUCCGAUGUAAAAUCACAAUUCUUCGGGACAAACUGGUUGAAUUUUUGCCAAAUACAUUGUUUAACAUUUUUUAAAUAAAUUCAGAUAAAUACGUAAACAUUCCCAGAUAAUUGGACAAUUCAAGAUAUAGAACACGAAUGAAAUUCGCAUCAUGCUCAAUAUUACUCUUUUAAUUACUAGAUUAUAAAUGAAUAAUCCUCAGAUAUUAAUUAAAUAAUUAAUUCAUAAAAAAAACCAAUUCUCAAUCUUUCAAAGCGAAUGUUUUUAAUUCGUAACAAUGAACCUUUUCGAUGAUUUUUACAUAAGAACCAGCCUACUUUUCGAUAUUUAAUCCUCAAAGACUGAGAAUCCUAUUGAACGAAGUCCACGUAAUUUAUGAUAUUCAAUAAUUUAUGAUAUUGAUGAAAAAAAUUGUUUGAACAAUUUUCCUACAUGUUAGGUUGCAUUCAAUUUUGAUAAAUGCCCCCCUAAAUUUAUCGUGGAUGGUAGGUUCGAUGCGAUAUAGUAUUAUCCAAAGAUUAAUGUUCGAAAAUCGAUGAUUAUCGAUAUCAAUGACAAUGUGGAGGCAGUAAUGAAAAUCAUUGAAAAUUAAAAUGCAGCUAGAGUUCACGAUGAGGCUUCAGUAGUGUAUCUCAUGUAAAAAUUUCUUCCAUUUGACCAGCUGAUAAAGUAAAUUUGUAUUCAUAAAGAUAAAUCUAGAUAAACAGCCCUCGAUUUUCAGAAAUAGCGAAUGUGCAUUGAAUAUAAUAGACACUGGAGCAUGAUUACGACUUAUUAUUGUGACCAAAAAAUGAGAUGAGGAGUAUAGGGUACAUUUGAGGGAAAAUCAAGCAAUUUAGAUUGAUGAAUUUAGAAUAUAUAAUUCUAGAAACCAAAGAGGUGUAUUCGAGACAUUUAAUCGAAAUGUUCACGUUAGACGGGUCAGGUACUCAGAACAUAUUGAUUAAGUAAUUAGUAUUGACAUGAAAAAGAAAAAUAAACUGCCAAAUAAUCAAUCACCUACAAUUGUGGAACAUACGCACACAUGUUGCAUUAAUUAAAUACAUCAGAGAUAAUUUUUUUGAGGAUCACUGGGGUUUGAUGAGGUAAUUUAGGAUAAGAUUGUAGCACUUACCAAAACAUUCAUAGAAAUUGUAUACUAGGGAUGAUGGAACGAAUGUAUCAAUAUACUUGACAUAUAUUUCCGAAGAGUAUUUCAAGUCCAAAUUAUUCACAAGCUUCGACUUCGAAUAUGAUUGUGCUGUAGCAUCAGAGUAAUGCGAUAAAAUAAUACGAUUUCAGGAGACCAUUUGCUUUACAUUCGAUUUUGCAAUAUUCUAUUUAAUUUAUAACAGGCCUCGUCUAGAUAAAAUACAUCAUUUCAUCUUAUCUUCAUUCGAUUAACUCGGUAUGAGAUAAUCUGAAUUUUAUUAUCAAAUAAUCUCAUGGGUUAAUGAUAUGGCUUUUGUCUAAACACUUUUAAUUGAAAACAUCUCGUAUUCGCGAAAAUUUGAUGUAAAUAGAAUCCAUUUUUUAAUCUUCGUUUCUUUAUUGUUUUUCUUUUUUAUUAUUUCGCUGUGAGAUAAUCUAAAGAAUCUAAAGAAUUAUCUCGGUGAUGAUUUUCUUCUUCAUUCCUCUCCAGGUUUUCUAGAAAUACUGAUAAACGCACCAGGCGACUCAUAUCCCAAAAAGCUUGCGAGCAAGUUUGUUUCGACUACUUUAAAAAUUUAUACGUAAAAAUUACUUAGAGGUAAUGAAUUGAUUCGCUAUGCGAUAGCUAAAACUUCACCAAAAAGCCGGAGGGAUCAGCUCGUUUACACGAAAUUGCCUAAAAGCCGCCAGAGCCAUUUGCAUUCUUAGUAGACAUCUCCAUUCAUACCCUUGGCCUCCUCGCGGAUCACCGAAUCCUCGUAAAACAUCGUCUUUUGAUGUUCUUGACUCACGAACGUAAAGAAAACGUCAUUAACACCGUCGCAUAUGCUAUUGAAAUGAAAAGUCAAAACCGGGCACUUCAAUUUUCCUCGUAUCAAAAACUCUUUCACCAGCGUUUUCAACCCUUCAACUCACAAGUUUCGAGAUAUUUCUGUGAAUUCACUCAACAUUCAUUCAUCAUUUCAAUUAAUCUUUUAGUGAGAUUCGAAUAUAUCAGAAGUCAAAAGUAAAUGAAUAAGUAAUUUAGGUAUGACCCAAUCAGAAAUAUAUUUAAUCCAUCAAGUGGAUAACUUACUUGAUUAAUUAUUUUUCUCGUCGAACCUUGAGGGUGCAAAUAGUACCGAUAAUUUAAUAUAUACAAUAAAAUAUUGAUAUUUUAUUAAAUAUUUAAUUAUUGCAUGUAUAUAUUAAUGAAAUAUAUAUAUUAAUUAAUUAAUAUUUUAUAUUAUAUUGUAUACAUACAUGUAUGUAUUAUUAUGUUGUUGUAUGUAUUACAUUAUCUAUAUUUUUUUGAUAUUGAAAUAUUUUUAAACUGAAAUCAUGACUUUUGAUUCUGAAUAUGAUUUAAUAAUGAUUGAAUGAAUUAUUGAAUAAAAUUUCCCCGCAGAAAUUUGUGAAUUUGCCAGACAACUUCUAGAACCGACAAGUGGAGACGAAUUCAUGGUAUUCUCAUGUGUACAUGUAAUUGUAAUAAAAAAAUUGGGAACAUGUUAUCGUGUUCAUUGUCAAGGUGAUUGUAAAUUUAAUCGAUGGGAAAUAAAUUUCUAGUUGUCUGGUUAUUUUAAACAAUCGUCGGGUGAAGCGUCAAGAUAUUUUUUUUCAUAUGCUCAAUACUUUAAUCGAAACCUGACAUCUAUCAAUCAUUUUCUCUUCAUCAUACACUUCCCUAAGUGUCCGACUACGUAAGUAUUCUGAGUUUUAACACACGAGGGGAAUCGUCCCCCCACCAUUCCCUUUCCCCUCCGGUCACCGUCUCUGUAGAACGGCUAUCGUUCUCUACUUUUCAAUGGGUCUCCCACCACUACUGUUCAUUGCGCAUCUCUCUCCGAUUUUGGACACUCGCGCAACCCCACUGGCGGAGAGGGGCACCUUCACAACUCCUCUUCCGGAGAAUCCAAACCCCCGACACUGGUGACUUACGCAAGUUCCACUGUAUUUAUUCACGACACCGAAUUCGCCCUCCGUGAGCCCUAUUUGAAUUUAAUGCACCAAAUACGUUUACCAAUGAGGAAAAAACCUUACGCAUGAAUUUAGCGAAUGGCUUACCUAAUCACUUAAUUUAUGUGCUUAUGUUUUAAUAAAUACGAUCACUUUGACAAAAUGAACUGUUUUAUGACGAAAAUUGUGAAAUCCAAUUUUUGUAUCACCACAGAUAUUUCUGCCUUCUGUAAGGGGGUUGUUCCAUAAAUAUACAACACAUGGCUCAACUCUGAAUUCGAUAUUAAAUAAUAUAAAAAUUAGUUAAUUAUAUGGUUUUAGGCCCCACACCCUUAAUUGAAAAAAUUUCGUAUUCACGAGCUGAUUCAAAUGGCUAAAUGCAGUGUAUCAUAAUUCAUGGGUUAUACAUCGAGCUUGCUGUAAAAAUUCAGAAUAAAUCAUUUCCACCCUCAGCGUCAUACGGAGGAAAAGCAAAACUAUUCGUGUAGUCAUGUGUAGAUAAAAAAACUAAAUCGAUGAUUAUUUCUUUCAAUAGUGUUUAUUGUAACGACAGCUCAAGAGGGUGCGGAUGCAGUAUUGUAGUGUGCAUCAGGAAACAGUGAGUGAAACAUUUUCAAGGUUUAUAUACAGGCGCAUGGUACGUGGGGUAGUAUUGGUUACACUAACUCGGUGACUCUUUGAGUGGGUCACACCCCUAUAUUUGCUUCAACUGAAUAGAACGACGGUAUGAUUAAUAAAAAGAUAUUCUCACCACCUUCGUCGCGCAUAACGCGUUAAAAAAUUGUGUAUUGUAGUAGAAAACUUAUUAUUCAUUAAAAAGUUAUUGUAACUGGAGAAAUGCUAAAAUAGGACAAACUUGCCACUUUCUAUUCUCUACUCAGAAAAAAAAAACAAUUUGUGACAAUAUCUGUACUUCUUGAUGUUCUUUGUAUCAUGUAAUUACUGAAAAUUGUUCAUACGUGACAAUUGCAUAAUGUUUAACAUGUGAAUUAUCACAUUUAGUGGUAAACAAAUUGGAAAAUAUACACUAAGAUGGGAUAUCGAUUAUCGAGAUUCGGUUUUAUCAGACUAUACGAAUGAUCAUUCAACGUAAUUAGAAAAUGUGACGGUUGAGGUAUAACUAAUUGUAAGCGUAACAAUUGUUCCCAGAACUUAGCGAUGAAAAAAUACUUCAUGUGAGAGUUAUUCGUCUCGCCGAUGAACGCCGAAUGUGAUAAAUGAUUGGAAAAGAAAAUGUAUGAAGAGAGUUGGAGUUAAUGAAGUGAGAGGGUAAGAAAGAGAGAGGAUUAUGAAAAGAGAAUAUAAUGAGAGCUAUUGACAAAAUGUAGAAGGAUAACGGAGCGAAUUUCUAACGAUAAAAAUCUAGAAAAUAGGAAUGCGUGUACAUAGGGUGGAUUGAACGCAUUGUAAGAUAAGCGUGAAUCCGUUUAAUUCAUGUGCAAUAUGUUGUAAUUAUUCCUUGUGCGGUAUCGCGCGCCGAAUAAGUCGUCGGCUGGGCCCCACCCUCGCUGAAAUCGCUGAAGAUUUUUUUUAUUAUUUCUAUUGUUUUCUGUGUAGUAUCUCUUGCACGAAUACUUGCAAUAUUCAUUAGGAAACUUGUCACUUGAACCACUUAAACUCACUGUCACAAGUGGUGCAAAUUGAACAUAAGGGAUAGGGAGUCCGCCAUUACGUCUCGGCGACGUAAAUGGUGGACUCUGCCGGACGCUCGCGGCACGAUCGUCGACGGAAAGUUUCACAGAAAAAAAAGUAUAUUUUUGUCACUGCUGCUAUGUUCAGUCCGUGUGGAAAAGUGACUUUUCGUUUAUUUGUAAAUGAAAUGUAACAACUUGUAAACGAAAAAUGACACAAUUCGCCAGUCCCUGAACGUAACAUCACUAACAAAAAGUAUGGUUCGGAUACACGUGCGACGGGGUCUUUUAACUCGUGUGAUAGGCGGGCCGAGGCGAUGCCGAGGACUAAUCUGAGGACGAACUCACAGAUAGGUGAAAAAUUAGUUUCCAUGGUAGUUAAUAAAUUGGACUACCCGAAGAGUUUACUAUUUCUACAAUUCCUGUGCAUUUCUUGACCCUUUACCUGCUCACCCCUGGUCAUUCCCCAAUGAAAAAAAGGAGAAAAACGUGAAAAAAUAGAAGUGAUACCAGCAGAAGGUGAGAUAUUCAAAUUGAGCGUAAAAAAUAAAUAAAACUAAACAUUAGUCCUAUCUAGGCUAAACUGUAAGAUACUUUGUUCGUUAUCUUGGACUAUUUUUCUGUCUUCGUCAGGGUGAAUUACUGAUGACUCUGCACUUCGUCUCACGAUUAGCCUUCUCGGGGGCUUAUGUUUAGUUCAAUUUCCUGUCCGUGUGCAGAAACGUUCCGAAUCUCCACUCAGACGGGUAUCUUCCCCCCCCCCCGCCCCACCCCCAUUUCUCAUCCUUUAAAACACAUACAAAACGUCUAUUAUAAUUAGAAUCAUUGACCUUAAAUAUUCAUCCAGUUGGUAAAAAUUAAAUAUUUCUAACGAUCAGUUCGGAGCCAAGAGCCGUAAACAGGGGGAUAAAAGUGAGGGUAAGUCCCAGAAAAUUAAAAAAAAAGCGAAAUAGUUAUGCAAUGCCCCCAUUCGCAAAUCAACAUCGUCAUCGAUUUCUCAGUGACUGGGAUUCAGCUGUCGACUGAUUUUGCAUAGAAACCCCUAUAUUUAUUGAAUUGAAGCUAAUGGACGACUCGGCGAGGAGCACAGUGUUGCAUAGUGGUAACAAUAUAUGGAAUAUUCCAUCGGUAACUGAUCAUCUCGGAAAUAGUGAGAUUAAUAACUAGAUCCGAUAAUGAUAAUUCUGAAAUUAUUAUUUACCACUUUUGAAUAUAGUGCUCUCUCGAUUGGAGUUCGGAUGAGUGUGCAGACACAGGGAGAAUGAUAAUAUUCAAACAAAUAACUGGUGAAAAUUAAAUGCAUUGGAAUGGAGGUAUACAAUUUGCUUAUGAUUAUUUGAUCGACAUGUAUGACAUAACGUGUCUUGAUCGGUGCAGUUAUGAUUAAACUAAUGUGAUAUUCAGUUUGUUCCAUUGUUUAUUACUCACUCGCUGAAAACUAUGCGAACAUGAUAUUUGUAUAAUUUAUUUCCUGAUUCAUUGAACUCGUAUAAUCAGCUUUGCUUCAUUAUUCGUCGAUUGGUAUUAUCAUCAAAAUAAUUAUUAGGAUUUAAUUGAGUAUUUUCGAUGAGAAAUUUGCUGAGGCACAUAAAUUACGAACCUCAAAAUUUAUAGACGUAAUUAGUGUAAUUAUUAGUGGCGUAGUAGUAAUAUUGAUGAUGAUGAUGGUUGGGGGUAAUCAAACGAGAGGAAAUUUAAUGGUUAUUGGAUGAAAGAUAUGAUAUUCCGUUCAGAAGCUUUUACCGUCGACGAAUGCCAUAUAGACGCACUAUUUUAAAAGAAAAAAAAAUUAAAAGUCGCAGCCUGGUUAUACGCAGACUUCCUACGUUCUUGUAUACACUAUAUUUAUUAUUGUUCAUGUUUAUUAGAAUUAUAUGAAUAUAUGAAAAAAAAUAUAUAUAUAAGAUACAACAA
Molecule: messenger RNA, 11595 nt
Organism: Diachasmimorpha longicaudata
Lineage: Eukaryota; Metazoa; Arthropoda; Insecta; Hymenoptera; Braconidae
Product: ankyrin repeat and SAM domain-containing protein 1A-like
Exons: 18
Coding region: 144-4535 (1463 amino acids)
Cellular component (GO): cytosol
Molecular function (GO): protein binding
Source: RefSeq, a predicted model, not a curated record